This is a messenger RNA of Enhydra lutris kenyoni (northern sea otter), 3246 nucleotides long. RefSeq names its product ankyrin repeat domain 13B. The coding region runs from base 64 to 2049 and encodes 661 amino acids. The record is from RefSeq and is a predicted model, not a curated record. The transcript has 15 exons. Gene Ontology annotation, cellular component: cytoplasm. NCBI's taxonomy places the organism in Eukaryota, Metazoa, Chordata, Mammalia, Carnivora, Mustelidae. Gene Ontology annotation, molecular function: protein binding.
CCGGCUCCGGCGCCGUCCCCCCUCCCCGGCCGGGCGCCGCGGCCCUGGCAUGAGGAGCGGGCGAUGAUCCCGGCCAACGCCUCCGCCAGGAAGGGGCCCGAGGGCAAGUACCCGCUGCACUACCUCGUGUGGCACAACCGCCACCGCGAGCUGGAGAAGGAGGUCCGCGCCGGCCAGGUGGACAUCGAGCAGCUGGAUCCCCGCGGGCGGACCCCCCUGCACCUGGCCACCACACUGGGACACCUCGAGUGUGCCCGUGUGCUGCUUGCACACGGCGCAGAUGUGGGCAGGGAGAACCGCAGUGGCUGGACAGUGCUUCAGGAGGCUGUGAGCACCCGGGACCUGGAGCUGGUGCAGCUGGUGCUGCGGUACCGGGACUACCAGCGCGUGGUGAAGCGCUUGGCGGGCAUCCCUGUGCUCCUGGAGAAGCUGCGCAAGGCCCAGGACUUCUACGUGGAGAUGAAAUGGGAGUUCACUAGCUGGGUGCCCUUGGUGUCCAAGAUCUGCCCCAGCGACACAUACAAAGUGUGGAAGAGUGGGCAGAACCUACGGGUCGAUACCACGCUCUUGGGCUUUGACCACAUGACGUGGCAGCGAGGGAACCGCAGCUUCGUCUUCAGGGGCCAAGACACGAGCGCCGUGGUCAUGGAGAUUGACCAUGACCGCCGGGUGGUGUACACGGAGACCCUGGCCCUGGCCGGACAGGACCGUGAGCUGCUGCUCGCUGCCGCCCAGCCCACUGAGGAGCAGGUGCUCAGCCGGCUCACAGCCCCCGUCGUCACCACACAGCUUGACACCAAGAACAUCUCCUUCGAGAGGAACAAGACUGGCAUCCUGGGCUGGCGCAGUGAGAAGACAGAGAUGGUGAACGGGUAUGAAGCCAAGGUGUAUGGGGCAUCCAACGUGGAGCUCAUCACCCGGACGCGGACGGAGCAUCUUUCAGAACAGCACAAGGGCAAGGUCAAAGGCUGUAAGACACCUCUGCAGUCCUUCCUGGGAAUUGCUGAGCAGCAUGGGGGUCCCCAAAAUGGGACCCUGAUCACUCAGACUCUGAGCCAAGCCAACCCCACUGCCAUCACUGCAGAAGAGUACUUCAACCCCAACUUUGAGCUUGGCAACCGGGACAUGGGCCGCCCCAUGGAACUCACCACCAAGACCCAGAAGUUCAAGGCCAAGCUGUGGCUGUGUGAGGAGCAUCCCCUGUCCCUGUGUGAGCAGGUGGCUCCCAUCAUUGACCUCAUGGCUGUCAGUAAUGCGCUUUUCGCCAAGCUCCGGGAUUUCAUUACCCUCCGCCUGCCACCUGGUUUCCCAGUCAAGAUUGAAAUCCCAAUCUUCCACAUCCUCAAUGCUCGCAUCACCUUUGGGAACCUCAAUGGCUGUGAUGAGCCCGUGCCGUCCGUGCGAGGCAGCCCCAGCAGUGAGACCCCUUCCCCAGGCAGCGACUCGUCCAGCGUCAGCAGCUCCAGUUCCACCACCUCGUGCCGCGGCUGCGAGAUCUCCCCCGCAUUGUUCGAGGCCCCACGCGGCUACAGUGUGCUGGGCGGCCAGCGGGAGGCAGCGACCCGCGACGACGACGAUGACCUGCUGCAGUUCGCCAUCCAGCAGAGCCUGCUAGAGGCAGGCAGUGAGUAUGACCAGGUCACUAUCUGGGAGGCGCUAACUAACAGCAAGCCGGGCACUCACCCCAUGUCCUACGAGGCUCGCCGACAGGACAGGAUGGGGACGAGGCCUCCUCUGUCCUGGGGCCGCCACGCUGUCUCCCGGCCCCGCUUAUGGGCAGGUACGCCCCGGGACCCUCGACGUAUCUUACCCGCCCCCAGGAGCGCCCCGCCGACGCCGCAGCGCCAGCCCGGGCCCCCCGCCUCGGUGCCCAGCCCCCGGCCCAGCCCGCGCCCGGGCCCGGGCGGCCACGUGUUCCAGAGCUACGACGAGCAGUUGCGGCUGGCCAUGGAGCUGUCUGCGCAGGAGCAGGAGGAGCGGCGGCGGCGCGCGCGCCAGGAGGAGGAGGAGCUGGAGCGUAUCCUACGGCUCUCGCUGACCGAGCAGUAGCGCCCUCUGCAGGGCCCAUCGGCGCUGCCCCGCGUAACCCGCCCGGGAGCCGAACCCGCCCGGGAGCCGGACUCGCCCGGGCCCGCGUGCCCGCCCGGCUGCGGCCAUAGACUAGAGCCGAGGCCUGCGGGCCGGAGAGGCGCCCCUGGCACAGGACCGGGAGGGCCUCGGCGCGUCCGCGGGAUGCCUGUCGCGGCCAGGGCCCUGGAGGCAGCUCGCACGCCCCGGUCCCCCUGCUUUGCUGUAUCCUGAUGCCCACCACUCUAUCUUGGGCUCAGACUUGUCCGAGGGGGUCAGGCCGUCCUGAAGGGGAGCCGGGUCCUCAGAGGAGCAGUGUCCCCCAACCCUCGCUCCUUCUGGCCAGUCCUCCUUUUCUGCUCACAGAACCCACUGUAGGACACUGUCCGUGAAGCCUUUGCAUCUCCGCUCUUCACCCCAGGGGGGCAGCUGAGCUCCCCACGUGCUGUGUUGCUGCUUUGUCCCAGACACAAACCAGCACGUCAAGGGCCCAGCUCCUCCUUCACCCCGGCAUUUCAGCGUCAAGUGCACUUAGCGGGGUGCCCGGCUUCCCCAGCCCCCCCCCCCUCCCGGGUCUCAGGGUGGUCCCAGUUUCUCCUUGGGUGGCCAGAGGUUGGCGUUCCCAUCCCCAAGGCACGCUUUUGUGAUCAGGGAGGGUGCCCAAGGUGGGCCCCCGGGCCUGGGCAAGGCCUGGUUCCUUCAUGAUGUCUUGGCAAAUGGGGGACAAUAUUUGCGCUGGGGGCGAGCACUAGACCCUGUCCCCUGGCCCUGCUUAUGGGCAGGUGCACCCUGAAGCCCUCUCACUGGCUCAGGGCCCUGGCACCACCACCCACCCCUUCCCACCAGCUGCUGCUAGCCCUCUGUGGUCGUGUGUCCCACCUGCCCCCAGCCAGGGGCUGACUCUCAAACCCUUCAUCCAAUGGUGCUAACCCCCGGCUCUCCCCUGCCCCACCCCACCCACCCAGAGAAGCACAGACCCCGCUAGGGGCAGGGGCCCACUGCACACCCUUGUCCGCCUUCUCUCAGGCUGGCCUUCCUGGCUCAGCCAGUGAGGCUCAGGAGGGACACAAAAGGGAUAGAAGAAAAGAACAAAGAGAAACUGUUCCUCUCACCUCCUUCCCUGAUGUCAGGGGCACCAGACUGACUCUGAGGCACAAAUAAAAGAGGCUUCAAACCCGA